Nycticebus coucang (slow loris) is the source of this 3081-nucleotide messenger RNA. RefSeq names its product basic leucine zipper nuclear factor 1 (gene BLZF1). The record is from RefSeq and is a predicted model, not a curated record. Gene Ontology annotation, cellular component: Golgi membrane. NCBI's taxonomy places the organism in Eukaryota, Metazoa, Chordata, Mammalia, Primates, Lorisidae. Gene Ontology annotation, biological process: Golgi to plasma membrane protein transport; Golgi organization. The transcript has 7 exons. The coding region runs from base 370 to 1575 and encodes 401 amino acids.
UUUCUGUACUGUAUUUUAUUUCAAAAUAGGCAUCCUCUCACUUUUCACUUCCUGGGGACUUACACCUCAAGAUUGUUCUGUGUCAUUUGAGUUUAAACGAACUGCAGAAUCCGUUUACCUUUCUUUUUUGGAAAAAUGUUCCGGAAGCGAAACCCUGAGUAAUCGGAAGUGAUUAAGCGUGAAGAGGCGCUUGACGUCUGGAGGGUUUGGGCGGGCCGCUUCGGAAUGGAAGAGGAGUAUGCGGAGUUAACUUGGUGACGCCGGGGAGAGGAGCCUGUAAAGUGAAGCCCCUGAAAUACGAAGAGUACAAAUCUUAAAGGUAUUUCAAUAGGAGUCUUGGAGUUCAUGUUCAUUGAUUAAGGGGAAAAAAUGACUACACUGAAAAGUUUACAAACCAGAGUGACCCUCACGUCACCCCCCAUCCGAGGAGCAGGAGAUGGAAUGGAAACUGAGGAGCCACCUAAAUCGGUUGAAGUCACAUCUGGAGUCCAAUCUAGAAAGCAUCACACCCUUCAGAGUCCAUGGAAGAAAGCUGUUCAAUCAGAGAGCCCAGGAGUUCUUCAGUUAGGGAAAAUUCUCACUGAAAAAGCAGUGGAAGUCAAAGCUGUAAGAAUAUUAGUUCCCAAAGCUGCUAUAACUCAUGAUAUCCCCAACAAAAAUGCAAAGGUUAAGUCAAUGGGAUAUCAUAAAGGAGAAUGUCUUGGUCAGUCAGAGGGAGUUAUAGAACCUAACAAAGAACUCUCAGAGGUAAAGAAUGUAUUGGAAAAGCUCAAGAACUCUGAAAGAAGGUUAUUACAGGACAAGGAAGGUCUUUCAAACCAGCUCCGAGUACAGACAGAGGUAAAUCGUGAGUUAAAAAAGUUGUUGGUGGCUUCUGUUGGGGAUGAUCUUCAGUAUCACUUUGAACGUCUAGCCCGUGAGAAAAAUCAGCUUAUUUUAGAAAAUGAAGCACUAGGUCGAAACACCGCUCAACUUUCUGAACAGUUAGAACGUAUGUCAAUACAGUGUGAUGUAUGGCGAAGUAAAUUCCUUGCAAGCAGGGUGAUGGCAGAUGAAUUAACCAACUCCAGAGCAGCUUUACAGCGUCAAACCCGAGAGGCACACAGUGCCAUACAAGAUCUCUUGAGUGAACGAGAACAGUUUCGUCAAGAAAUGAUAGCCACACAGAAGUUACUGGAGGAGCUCUUAGUCUCCUUGCAGUGGGGAAGACAGCAAACUUACUCCCCUAGUGCACAACCCCACAGCACAGCAGAACUAGCAUUAACAAAUCACAAGUUGGCAAAAGCAGUAAAUUCUCAUCUUCUGGGAAAUGUUGGCAUUAGCAGUCAAAAAAAGAUUCCAUCAACAGUUGAAUUCUGCAGCACCCCUGCUGAGAAAAUGGCCGAAACGGUUCUACGCAUUUUAGAUCCAGUUACCUGUACGGAGAGUGCAUCUGAUAAUUCGUUUUUUGAGUCUUCACCAACCACCUUACUUGCUACAAAGAAAAAUAUUGGACGAUUUCACCCCUAUACUAGAUAUGAAAAUAUAACUUUCAAUUGCUGUAAUCACUGCCAGGGAGAACUUAUUGCCCUUUAACAUUCAGUAUGUUGCAGGCAUGGUCCAGGUACUUGCUUAUUACCCAAGAGUCAUUAUUUGAGGGCUGAGGUGCUUAUAGUGCUAGAAGUAUUAUCACUUCCUAUUUAAAAAACAUAUAUACCCAAAGAUGUUUUAUGUACUAGAAUCCAAAGUACCCUUUCUUAAUAAAUAUCUCAGGGUAAGAAAAGAAUGCAUUGUAUAGGUGUAUUUAAAAUGGAGAAUACUUUUCAAGCAAUAGACAAUGCUUUCCUAAAGGACUUUAAAAGAUUCUUUAACUUUCUUUUGGGCCCUAAAUUAUUUAUCUUAUUGGAUAUUUUAUACGUAUAGGUUUAAUUGUGAUAUGCUUAAUCAAGGAUAGGCAAACUACAACCACAGGCCACAUAGGACCACAUCCAUUAAUUUACUAUUAUCUAAGCUAUUUUUAUACUACAACCACAGAGUUGAAUAGAUGUAGCAGGCCUUGCAUCACCUGUAGAGCCUAAAAUAUUUACUAUCUAGUCCUUUACAGGAAAAAUUUUCUGACCUCUACUCUGAUAAUAGUUGUGGGGUGUAAGAAGGUUCUUUCCCUUUAUAGAAAUAUUUUGAGCUAUAAAAGAGGGUUACAGAAAUACUAUGGAUAAGGUGACUAAUCUUUUAAAAAUUAUGUGGUAUAAGAAAAAUAAAUAUGCACUCUGGGAGGCCAACGUGGCCAGAUCACCUAAGCUCACUAGUGCCAGACCAACCUCAGCUAGAGCGAGACCCCACCUCUAAAAAUAACUAAGCAUUGUGGAGGCUGAGGCAAAAGAAUUGCUUGAGCCCAGGAGUCUGUGAGCUAUGAUGCCACAGCACUCUACCAGGGGCAACAAAGUGAGACUCUGUCUCAAAAAAAAAGAAAGAAAAAUAUUUUAGAGACAAAUUAACAAGUACUUCAGCAAAACAUUGGUUGUAUGCAGGAGAUUCUGUAUACUAAAUGUACAAAAUCUGACAUUUAAAAGCAGCAUUCUUAACUAUUGACAACUGUUAUGUACAAUAGGAAUAUUCAACUUGAUAUUUAUAAAAUGUGAUAAAGAAAGUAGAAUCUUUCUAGAACAUUUAUAAACUCAAAAACAAUCUAUCAAUUUAUACAUAUUAUGUAAAAUAUAGUGUAUAUUUAUGAUGAGCCAUCAAAAAUGCCCUUUUAUUGGCCUUCAAAAAUAGUCACAAAAUAUUUAUACCAAAAAUACAAAUUAGUUGCAAAAGUGCCUAUCAGUAGAAAAAUCUUCAGUAGAUAAAUUUGGCCAAGUAAUAAUAUAUGAGGUCAAUUAAUAAAGCUCACAAACUCAUCCUAGAAAAAGUGCUACAUACCUCAUUGCUGAGUAUCACUACAGUCUCCUUUGAGGUACUUUCCUUUGGAAGCUAUGCACCAACGCCAGCACCUAAUCCACCCUUCAAAUCAGUUUUGGAGCUAUUUUUCUGGUAUGGCCACCAGAGCUAUUGUCAUAUCAUCCUUGAUGUCCUAAAUAAAUGUCAUCAAUAUUGUCCUUUCAA